UUUGGCCAGUACCUAACAAGAGGUACAUGUAAUUGAAAUGUAUUUAGCUCAAUCUUAGAUCUUUCUAACGAAUAUUUCUGAAUUUGUGUUACUAUUCGUUUAUUGUAGUUGUUACUUGUUGAAAUAUCUAUUGAAACAAUUCAUUAUUUACUUAUUUUUCAAUUACUGCUGUGUUCAAACAAUGGCAUCAACAACUAUGAUUGAGACGAUUAGUAUUGUGAGACCACUAAAGGUGAUCGCGCUUAUUUGCGGCCUAUUGGUUGUGAUACUGAUGGUGUUGGGUUUGGCAUCAGCCGAUUGGCUGAUGGCGGCGGGAUGGCGACAGGGAUUGUUCAUGCACUGCAUUGACCCGGAGGCGCCCACGCCGUUGCCUUUCGAUAUAACAGCACAGCCUGGAUGCUAUGCUGCGAGGCCGGCUCCUUAUAUUAAGGCAGCGGCGGGGCUAUGCGUGGCGACGCUGGCGGCGGACGUGUGCGGCGCUCUGCUGACCGGGCUCGGUCUACGCUCCACAGAGAACCGCACCAAGUUCCGUUACUACCGAUUCGCGGUACUAGCCAUGGCGUUAGCAUUAAUGUGCAUAUUAAUAGCACUAGUCAUAUACCCGGUAUGUUUUGCUGCAGAACUAAAUUUAGGUAACAGAUCGGUGUGGGAGUUCGGUUGGGCGUACGGGGUGGGUUGGGGCGCCGCCAUUUUCUUAUUUGGCGCAGUUGUUCUUUUACUGUGCGACAAGGAGAGCGAGGAGCUCUACUUCAAGCAACGGAAAGUGGUUCAGCCGGAGGGCGGCGGGCGCCCCUAGGGCCGCGGGCGCCUGCCCGACCUGGUGCCGUGAGCCGCGCCGCCGUAAGUCCCCCCCCUCGCUACCACCGCGCGCACAUAACGCCCACACACAUCCCCACACACACGCCACACUGUAUACCGUGUAAUAUUAUUACGCGCCAGGACUUCGUGGAGUGAAUGAGUUAACUAUACUGAACAACUUAACUAUUACUAUACAAGCAACACUGAAUAAGGGUAUUUGACGACGUUAAAUAUAUAGUAAAAAUUGUGGCAUCCUUUAAAGUGGUUGCGUAAUAAAAUGAAAUGUAUAAUUUUAGCAUAUUACGCAAAAUAAAAAUCAUAUAUUUUUUUUUGACAAUUUAUCUGUGACGAAAACGCCUUGUAACGGUUUUACAACAUCAAUGAUGUCGCACGCUAGUAAAUAUGGCUUACGAUUUUAGCUUGAUGAGGUUUGUUUAUUUACUUACGUGUGCAGUCAUAAGCGGCGUACGACAGACACUUCGUCUUUCGCGUGGUUCCGCAAAAUUUAUACUUUAACUUAGAUUUUUAUUUUAAAUACAGUAAAUUUUCCCAAAAUAUUAAUGUUAUGUGCUUAUAUGUAAUAAAGCAUAAUUUAAAUCAAUUUUUGAAAAUUAGUCAAAUAAAUACUUAUCCUAUUCAGGAAAAAAUAGUCAGCUGUUUCACACUGUUGGCGAUUGUAAUUAUUACAAUUUUGUAUGUAACAGCCGAUUAUUUUUUCGUGAAUUCUGUAUUGCUGCCAUAGUAAAAGUUAGUCAGUAUACUUAACUCAUAUAUCUCACGAAGUCCUGGCAUAUAAUAAUAUUACAAGUUAUAUAUACACUGAAUAACUACAUACAGAAGGUAAUGUCCGUGCGAGCGAAUGAAACGGAACCGUUUCACUCGCUUGUAUGAACAUCGCUUUCUGUGUAUAGUUAUUAUGUGAUAGUGCUUGCAUCGGUGACGACCUAACAAAAAUACUUGCAUCGCCUAAACGGUAGUAAAUAAUAAAUUAUGAAAUUUGAUGAAAAAUAAAAUUUAAUUAACAAAUUGUAUAACAAAAUUCUGUGCAUUUUGUUCUGUUCUGAACAUCAAGUGAAUUCAAAACACGACCCGCCAUGUGACGUCAUGUUGGCAAAAGCACCUGUCAGAUGGCGUUAUACUUGUCUUAUUUUUAGCAGGUCAUCAGAUGGUACUUUUCUUGUCAGAUUGAUAUCUUUAAUCUAUUUCAUAAUAUACUCUUUGUUUGUUUACAUAUGAACAUAACGAUAUCAAUAUAUGUAGGAUAGUGUUUUGAUAUAUAUCGUGAAAAGCGAAAUAUAAAGAAACAUUGCAAUAAAAAUUAAAUGAAAGCUUUGUAAGGUCGUUAUCUUUGGAGCACUAUAUGAGUGGUGAGGAUGUGGAAACGCAAUCGUCGUGUAGCUUAUAUUGUCUCGCACUGUCAAUCGGACAGCGCCGGCUACGACAAAAGAUCGUAACAGACCAAUAAUAAUAUUGCACGGAUACUUGUUUUGUUAACGGGACGUUCAUAGUACUUCAACUGAUUGAAAAUUAAAUAAUCUGAAAAAUCGUGAAUCUCAUCUAGGUACUCGUGUUAGGCGACUAAUUCGAAUAUGAAAUUGAUGUUUUUGGCCAUGUUCAGUGCGAGUGCUAUGGUUUCUAUUAUUUAUUCGAUAUAAUUUUUUCGAGUGAUUAUUAAAUUAUACAAUGUGUUUCGCGCAAAAGUACAACCUAGUUUAGGUAUCAGUUUACGUAAUAGUGAGUGAGAGUAAGCCCCGUUGAGGCCAUAUUUGGUUAAGUUGUUAGCUUUUAGUUUCUAAGUAGUGUUUAUACCGUGCCGGUGUUUAGAAAGUUCUAGACGAACACACGAUGCUACAUAGUUUAUAUCUCGUGUACACCGGCCAUUACCGCUCGGGAGAAUACAUUCCGUCGUAGUGUAUGUACCUCGAAUGUAAACAGUUCCAAAGAGCGUCGCUUAUAUUUAUUCGCAUUAUAUAAUUAAUUAGGUUUUUUGUUUUGUAUUUUAAUACGUGCGUGGUCGUUGGGUUAGUGCGUGUGAGGGGGGCUGCGGCGGCGGCGGCGGCUCCGGUGCCGGAUCGGUCGGGCGACCGCCGGCCGUGACACGUUAACGUGUCGAGACACACAUGUGUCCGUGUCCAAACCGACUGUGUACACUUACACACAUGUGUCCGUGUUCACAACAUGUGACUAUUUACUGUGUACCGACGCAUAUACUAAUCCUAGAUUUUAUUAAUGUUAACUUAAUGGUAUCGAAAUAACGUUUAGAUUGAAUUUUUCUACAGCAUUAUCUGGCUGGUAUUUUUAGAAAUGACUAGGCCCGGAUUUAGGGGGGACAAGUGGGGGUGUUUGUUCCGGGUGCCAGUGUUAGAGGGCGCCAAAAUCAUUUAUGGAACCUUCAAAAUCCUUAAAUG
This is a messenger RNA of Diatraea saccharalis (sugarcane borer), 3206 nucleotides long. The record is from the annotation of a GenBank genome assembly. Lineage: Eukaryota; Metazoa; Arthropoda; Insecta; Lepidoptera; Crambidae.